UGAAAAGGAGGCGCUACGCCCAGCUACUUGAAUAUACAGCUAAGGAUUAGCGUUGAUAGGUGAGGCAACUAUCACAUCGCGGUAAGUUCUAGAGGUAGGCUACGUAGGAGGCAGUAUCAAGAACCACCUCAUCGCGACGAUGAGCGAGUUCGCGGGGACCUUCAUGUUCCUCUUAUUCGCAUUCGGCGGUACCAAUGCCGUAAACACGAACCUGCCGAAAACCCCGGCCACGGAUCUAGCUAGGUUGCUGUACAUGUCUCUAUGCUUCGGCAUGAACCUUGCCGUCAAUGCCUAGGUCUUCUUCCGCAUCAGUGGCAGUCUAUUCAACCCGGCCGUGACGAUGGGCAUGAUGCUUGUCGAUACCGUGGAUUAUAGGUGGCAUUGCGGCUGCGGCUGUCAUCUCCGGUCUCACGCCCGGUCCGCUCAGCAUAAGCACCAGUCUAGGUGGUGGAACGACGGCGGUGCAGGGCCUGUUCAUCGAGAUGUUUCUCACAGCCCAGCUCGUGUUCACCAUUUUCAUGCUAGCUGCCGAGAAGCAUCGCGGGACAUUCAUCGCACCUGUCGGGAUUGGGUUGUCGCUAUUCAUUGCUGAGCUUAUUGGAGUUUAUUAUUCAGGUGGAAGCGUAAAUCCAGCACGUUCCUUCGGCCCCGCCGUCGUCAUAGGGUCCUUCUACAAUUACCACUGGAUUUAUUGGAUUGGCCCCAUCCCAGGCUCGCUACUUGCGUCCAGCUUCUAUAUCUUCAUCAAAGCCCUCGAGUACGAGACAGUGAACUCGCAACAAGAUGAUAACAAUGAAGCACAUACCGAACCUAAGUCCGAUCCACAACACCUUGAAAACCAUGUGUGUUCGUGGGGUGAUGGGACAGCAGGAGUAGCUCGGGUUAGUACGCCGUAUAGAGGACGGACAAGUUUAGAAGCCGGUCGCAUUUGAGUAUAUAUGCGUUAUAGCUGUUGUAUAUUUAUGUGUGGCACGCGUAGCGAUAUCGUAG
Daldinia vernicosa is the source of this 990-nucleotide messenger RNA. RefSeq names its product aquaporin-like protein. Gene Ontology annotation, biological process: transmembrane transport. Gene Ontology annotation, cellular component: plasma membrane. The transcript has 3 exons. Gene Ontology annotation, molecular function: water channel activity. The coding region runs from base 483 to 932 and encodes 149 amino acids. NCBI's taxonomy places the organism in Eukaryota, Fungi, Ascomycota, Sordariomycetes, Xylariales, Hypoxylaceae. The record is from RefSeq and is a predicted model, not a curated record.